UUACCUAGUCUCAGAUGCUUCUUAUCUUAUCUCAAAAAACUAAGCGAGCCAUGUUCCCCAUCCCUUGUAACCUUUCGAGUCUUUCCGACCAAUCUUUGUGCUUCGGUAGGACAAUAACAAUAUUUUCAUCCCGACGCAGAUCACGGUAUAAAACAUGGCAUCCCCAGCUAUCCCGCAGAAGCGAACCUAUAGACACAAAUCACACUCGGAAGAAUCGAAGAAUAAAUGUAUCUGCACCGCGGCAAGCAUAGCUGCGGCAAAGGUAUCACAGCGGGCACCGACGAUCGAACGAGUUCUUACCAUCUCAGAAGAUGCCGUCUGGUCACUCCGCAAAUCCGAUCUCCGAAAUCACUUCCUCACUCUUCAACAGUACACUCAAUCACUCUUGGAUGGGGUGCCAAGAACCGAUUGUAGUGGAGAUGCCCACGGUGAUUUGAAUGAGACCCACCUGUCCGAAGCCCUUCCCCCACUCCUACGCGUGCCACCGGAAAUACGUCAAUUAAUAUAUCGCCAUCUGCUAGCGCCGCCCUCCGAUGACCCUCGUCUUGGCCCCCACCCCCGCCAACUCCAAUCCCACAUCUACCUUUCCUGCGUGUUUGAAGUCGCGGUCCUCCACCUCAAUCGCCAAAUAUACCACGAAGCGCUCCCAAUUUUCUACGGUAAUCCCCUCCAAACCAUCUCUUUAACCGUCAACUACAAUCUCUGGGCGCACAAGACGCAACGCUCCGAUCUAGUUCUCUCAUCAUCCCUUACCUCAUCUAUUCGAAAUCUGUCGCUUUCCAUCCAGCUCGGUAGUGAGAAACGGAAACAGAAACCCGAGGAUUUUGAAGCUGAGGCGAGACUAAAGGAAGUAGCUAAAGGGAUCAAGAAACUGAGGAAAUGGUUAGCAGGAGCCGAUAUUCAAGUUCUAACAAUUGGGUGGCAAGAGCCACCGCAAACUUAUACAUUGGAGCAGAAGAAAGAGAUUUUGGAUGGGCUGAGACCUCUGAGGGCGGUAAGAGUGGAGGCCGGAGAUAUAAAUUGGGGCUUGGAUUGGAACAAGGGAAAGAAAUUUAGGUUUGACGUUGAUUAUUUAAAAGAAUUGGAAAGAGAACGAUCCUGACAUUUGCAUGUUAGGGUUCGCAUAUGUCGUAGGCGGUGCUCCGACUAUGUAUUUGACUGGCUCACCGAAACACUGCAUGUAAGACAAAUGUCGGGAUACAUAAACUUCAACUUUUCAAGCUGAUCCAUCCGUCUAUUGCCAUUCGUAGUACUAUGACAUUUC
This is a messenger RNA of Sclerotinia trifoliorum, 1264 nucleotides long. The record is from the annotation of a GenBank genome assembly. NCBI's taxonomy places the organism in Eukaryota, Fungi, Ascomycota, Leotiomycetes, Helotiales, Sclerotiniaceae.